This is a messenger RNA of Chiloscyllium plagiosum (whitespotted bambooshark), 2297 nucleotides long. It is a transcript of the gene arf1, whose product is annotated as ARF GTPase 1. Gene Ontology annotation, molecular function: GTP binding; GTPase activity. Lineage: Eukaryota; Metazoa; Chordata; Chondrichthyes; Orectolobiformes; Hemiscylliidae. The record is from RefSeq and is a predicted model, not a curated record.
UCUUAAGGCGAGGUGAGGACCCGAACGCAAAGUGAAACGAAAUGUCCAGGAUCGGUUGAUGGUUAAGUAGCGGUUGGGUGUCCUUUCCAUUGAGAGAACUAACGGGGUAGAAAAAAAAGAGGAGGAAAGCACCAGCGACGCAGGUGGAGGAACAAACCAUUAUCAAAGGAGAGAGAGAGAGGGAGGAAAAAUCGUGUGACGGUUCGGCCCAGGUGCAAUAUUGUUAUUAAUCCUUGAGUCAAACCAGAAGCUUUCGCCAUGGGGUUAUCACUUCCUACAUUCCUCAAAAAUAUUAUUGGAAAAAAGGAAAUGCGUAUUCUCAUGGUGGGUCUAGAUGCAGCUGGAAAGACCACCAUUUUGUACAAACUGAAAUUGGGUGAAAUUGUAACCACUAUUCCCACUAUAGGCUUCAACGUAGAAACUGUGGAAUACAAAAACAUUAGUUUUACAGUGUGGGAUGUGGGUGGACAGGAUAAGAUCCGUCCACUUUGGCGCCACUACUUUCAGAAUACACAAGGUUUGAUUUUUGUGGUUGACAGUAACGACAGGGAGAGAGUGAAUGAAGCUAAAGAAGAGUUGAUGAGAAUGCUAUCUGAAGAUGAGCUACGAGAUGCUGUGUUGUUACUUUUUGCAAACAAACAGGAUCUGCCUAAUGCAAUGAAUGCUGCAGAGAUCACAGAUAAACUAGGUCUGCAUCAACUCCGUCAUAGGACCUGGUUCAUCCAGGCAACCUGUGCAACCAGUGGAGACGGCCUGUAUGAAGGACUGGACUGGCUGUCCAGCCAGCUCAAAAGCAACAAAUAAUUUUUCCCCCCCUUCCUCCUUCCCCUUCCUGCCUGUCCCUUCUCCUUCCUGCUUCAUAAUGUAGUGUGGCAAACUGCUACUUUGUGGUAUUGGGUGCCAGGAAUCUGCUUCAUUACAUCCAAUCACGAACUAUAACAUACUGUAUGGGUGAGAAGUGCAGACAUGAAAGGAAAUAUGCAGUUUCUUAUUUAAAAUGUGUAUAUAUCGUCCCUUUUUGUAAUGAGGCAGCUUCUUGCUACUCCUAUGCAAUAUUUACCCUCAUGGUUGUUCUUUGUUUUUCCUUCUUUUUGAAGGUUUAAACUGAUGUGUAAAUAUUAAGUGUAGGAAAGGGAUAUACAAAUAGACUAAAGUGGGAGGUGUUUGUAUGCACCGAAGAGUGCAACGCACUGCAAAGUAUGUUAGCAGAUUUCAUUUGUUAACUCUGGAACAAGGUUCCAAGGUGUGGGGUAUGGCUUUUUGGAGGGAGGGAAGCUUGCAUGUGACUUUCCUACUUGUUUUCCUCCUUGCCCGGAUUUUGGGAGCGAAGGACUUUGAAUUUUCUCAAUUCUAACAUACAGUUUUGAAGUGAUUUUAUGGAUUCCAGUUCUCUUGCAAUGUCCUGUGAGUUAUUCUCAACGGUUGCAAAAGUAUCCCUUUCCUAGACCUAUGCAGGCUGGAUUUGAAAUCAGAAUAAAAUAUUCUAACCCACUUUUCUGCCUUCUGAAUAAUUUGAAGUCCAAUUUUCAAAUGGUUUAAUUUAAAAUGAGUAAAUACUGGUUAGUUAUUUGAUGGUGAAAUGCUGGAGGUUCAUAUGAAUUACAGGCCACUUAACUCAUGAAAGCAAAAUUAAUUUUAUCAGGGAAGAGGGAGUCAGUAACUGUGGCAACAAUUCUUAAACUAUUGAAGUGAAAAGACACAAUUAGCCAAAAGUGUCUAAUUGAUAACUUGUUUGAUUCGAGAGUUGUGCUGACUCUUCUCCUGCCUUGUGGCUCACCUGAGUAACUAUAAACUGACCACAGCAUGCUGGCACCAUUGGGUCAGAUGAAGAGCUUUUUGGCUUUUGUUAGCUUGUUCCUUGGCUAGUGUAUACCAGAUAGCAAUGUCCAGUGAAUGCACCUAAAUCCCUUUCCCCACCUUCUGUUUUUCUUAGUGUGUUGAAGUUACAUCUGAGUCAUUCCAUUUUUGGUGUUGAGCAAAGACCUGUUUCCAUCAAUUCCUGUUCCUUUUCCCUCGUGCUGUAGCACUGACUGUGGAGUUCAAGGCAAGACCCAGCCACCUGAUACGUGAAUACUGCAAGGACCUGGUUUGCCAGCAGUUUUUUUCCCCUAUCGUUACCUUAGUUAAGGCUGAGAAGUGUGGACAGUAAUACCUGGGUCUGAUCAGGUUGGGAUAUUGCUGUGAAGUUAAUCCUUUCAUUACAUACACUACUAAUCAAAUGUUUUGUAUACUUGUUUCAAUUUAUUUUGAUGAGCACUGUAAUUAAAGCUGUUAGAAUAAAAUCUAAGAUUCCUUAA